Rhinichthys klamathensis goyatoka is the source of this 2536-nucleotide messenger RNA. It is a transcript of the gene plagx, whose product is annotated as pleiomorphic adenoma gene X. Bases 333 to 1472 code for a protein of 379 amino acids. The transcript has 3 exons. Lineage: Eukaryota; Metazoa; Chordata; Actinopteri; Cypriniformes; Leuciscidae. The record is from RefSeq and is a predicted model, not a curated record.
GCGCCCAUCAACUCGAGCUCGAGCGCUCGCUGCUGCUGUGUGUUUAGAGGGAAAGAAACAGCAGGCCCGAAAAAUACACACAUUAUUGAACAAAAAAUAAAGUGUCCGGUGCGAACAGGUCUUGAGAAUUCAUCGAGAUAUGGCUGAGAAACUAUUUUUUUAUUUGCACCCAUGUGAGGUGUAGAAUGGAGAAUGCAUGUGAAAUGCAACUUUUGCGGGGAUCAAAAGUUUCUGAAUUUUGAACAUGCAAAAAAACCACCAAGAAAAAUCACCUGUUGGAGCUUCUUCUCAGAGUGACAUAUGCCCUGAAAACUACACAUAUAAAUGAGAAAAUGUUCCAUGGCAAAGACCAGCUGAACGGCCACCUGCAGAACCACGACCCCAACAAGCAGGAACUGCGGUGUGAGGAAUGUGGGAAGUGUUACAACACUCGCCUGGGUCUAAGACGCCACGUGGCCACACAUGCCACCUCUGCCGGCGGUGACCUCACCUGUAAGGUCUGUCGUCAGGUGUUCGAGAGCAUGCCGGCGUUACUUGAGCACCUGAGUACACACACUGGCCGGCCGCCCCCGGGGACUGUGGUUCGGGAAAGGAAGCAUCAAUGCGAGCGGUGCGGCCGGCGCUUCUUCACUCGCAAAGAUGUAAGGCGCCAUGCAGUCGUGCACACCGGCCGGCGGGACUUCCUGUGCCCGCGUUGCGCCCAGCGAUUCGGCCGUCGUGACCACCUCACCCGACACCUGAAGAAAAGCCACGCGCAAGAGUUGGAGACCCUGCCGCCGAUGCCCAUUAAGGAGGAGCCUAGUCCCACCAUGUGCUCUGUCGGAUCUCCGAAAGAUGCCACAGAAGCGUUUUCCAUGGCCAUGUUCAACCCGCAAGGCUUUCCGAGCGCAUCUACCUCAGGGGUCAAUCAUCAUCAUCAUCACACGAUGGUGUCUGGCCCCCUGUCCAGCCCCAUGGGUGUGGGCUGCUACCUCGAGCCAAACAAGCCUCCGCCGCAGCAGUACCAGCAGGCUCCCAGAUAUCAGCCGAGCUGCACUACCUCGUAUCUAAAAACAGAGAUGGAGAACUUCUUGACCGAACUCCAGUGCGGGCCUAUGCCGCCGCAGGCCGCCGUGGCGACUGCUGUUUCCCGGCCAGGCGACCUCCUUCCCGAGGGUCUGGGAGCUCAGAGUGCCCAUUUCACCCUCAGAAACUCGGCGUUCACCUCCGCUGAGCCGCCUACCACCUCCGCCAACAUGGACCUUUCGCACCUGCUGGGCUUCCUGCCGUUCGGCCUGCCUCCCUACAGCACUCCUUUGGGAUACUCCACCACCACCAGUGCCGUGUCCCAAAGCCCUACCUCUCAGUUCUCUGGGCCACUUACCUCAUUUCAGCCACAGUCACUGCAUGAGCCUCAGGCUUCAGGGCACUUAAACCAGCUCUCUGGUUUCUCACCAACUCUACCUCGAUUCCAUCAGGCCUUCCAGCAAUGAUGUUGCCUGUGUCCACUAUGUCAAAUGCAACAAAUCUGUUGCGUCAUUGCCAAGUAGCUUAAAGGUAAUGAACUGGAUACACUGAGUGGGUGCAAGGUCUUCAAAUGGAUCCUGUAGAAAUAGAUGAGAUGAUCACUAGGUAGGAUAGAUGGAGUUUUGCUUUUAGAAUAGUUUUAACUUUGUGGUUUUUCCUAGAGGGUCUUCUGAGUAACUGUUUUGUAGCGUUAAAUGAACUCAAAAAAAUUCAUGAAACUGAAAAGUUAGCAAAAAAAUACCUCAAUAUUUUUGUCACGAAAGGAAAAUAAUGCUAUUACAGUGUUCUCCGUUGUAAAAUGAAGCACUUUUUUUUAUCAACGGCACUUCUGGCUAAAGGUGUGGUCACAUUUUUCGUUGCUCUGUGAAUUUUUACCAACAAAAUGCUGUCAUUUAAAUAGAAAUCCACGUGGGGAUUUCGCAUGAGGGCGAACGAUUUUUCCAUGCAAAUUUCAGUUGGUCACGCAAAUUUGCCGCAUUGACCAACAGAAAGCUGCUUGGUGUGACACUGACUUCUGUGAAAGCGGUGCUUCAUACAUCUGCACUAUUAACAAAUAAAAUUGUUUUGCCUGUGAAAUUUCGCCUAAAAUUUACUAAUGUGAUCGCACCAUAAGAGUCAAGUUGAACUGUGGCCGUAGAUGUACCUCUCAGCUCACGGUCACACAACACAAAAAAACCUACCUCUCUAAGCUGAACUCUUGUCAUGAAAAGGAUUCAACCAUUUGACAAGAAAUGAAGCAAAUCCUCACGCCAAUUGCGUGAAGAACAUUAUCUCGUUUGUUUUUUUUGUUUUUUAGAAAGCUCAAUGAUUUUAGUUAUGAAAGCUUUAGAGUCAGGUGAUUAAUUAGCAUUUAAUUAAUUAGCUUGUGUUGAUUUUAGACUUUAGAUAAAAGUUUUUAGGUGCUAUUGUGUUCACAUCCUUAAUGCUUAUGAAAGGAAUCACACUUAUGUGUGGAGACUCGUCUCCUGAAAAUCCCCAUCUCUCUCUGUUCAUUCCAGAGUAUUUUGUAAGUGAAAUGCAAAAAAAUAAA